Messenger RNA from Sphaeramia orbicularis (orbiculate cardinalfish), 3982 nucleotides. It is a transcript of the gene ppfibp2b, whose product is annotated as PPFIA binding protein 2b. Gene Ontology annotation, cellular component: presynaptic active zone. Lineage: Eukaryota; Metazoa; Chordata; Actinopteri; Kurtiformes; Apogonidae. Gene Ontology annotation, biological process: neuromuscular junction development. The transcript has 30 exons. The coding region runs from base 215 to 3400 and encodes 1061 amino acids. Gene Ontology annotation, molecular function: protein binding. The record is from RefSeq and is a predicted model, not a curated record.
GCUACGGCAGGACUCAGAGUGCGCUCGAGACCGGACAGUUGAAAACACCUGAGCGAAUGUGAAUGUGUUUUUAUGUGUAUAUUAGAGGGAAUGUGGGCAUGUUUGCGUUCAUAUUUUAUCGUAAAAAGUCUCCGUCGAACUAAAUUGAAGGAUUUGUGUCGGUGAAGCCGCUUCUGAAGACUCCCAUUAUCUACGUCUUAACACAUAAGAUCUGAUGCUUCCUGCUAUCACCAUGGAGACGGAGGCCAGUCACAUGCUGGAGGCGGCUCUGGAGCAGAUGGAUGACAUCAUUGCAGGUUCCAAAGCAGCCACGGUGGAGUUUUCUAACAGCAUGUAUGACCUUGGUUCUCCGGUCAGCGCCGGUCCACUGCAGGUUGUUCAGCUGGCUGAGGACCUCAGACUGGCCUUGGAACUCCAACCGAACCAGGAGGACAGAGACAGCCUGAGAGCCCAGCUGCCCACAGAAACUGCACAGGCUCUAAUGGACUGGCUUCAGACUGGAACUGUGAACCUUUGUUCUCCGUCCAACAAUGAAACCUACCAAGAACGACUGCUCCGCCUAGAGGGAGACAAGGAGUCUCUAGUAUUACAGGUGAGCGUUCUGACAGACCAGGUGGAGGCCCAGGGAGAGAAGAUCCGAGAUCUUGAAAGCUCACUAGAGGAACACCGGCAGAAACUGUCUUCGACUGAGGAGAUGCUGCAACAGGAGCUGAUGAGCAGGACCUCCUUGGAGACUCAGAAGCUGGAUCUGAUGGACGAGGUGUCGUACCUCAAACUGAAACUGGUCAGCAUGGAGGAGACGCACACCAACGCCAACGCACAACCGCCAGAGCCUGCCGACGCCAAGCAGAACAAAGCAGAGUGCGUGGUAAAUCUCAUCAGUGAGCUCCAGGAGCAGAUGUGCAGGUUUCAGGAGGAGAUCAGCUCUCGCAUCCAGGAGAAACGGGCCCUGGAGGAGAGGGAGGCCCGAGGCAGCCGAGCCCAGAGCCCCUGCCCUAAGACGGGGUUGUCGGGUUCGAACCUGAGCCUGUCGGGCUCUGACUGCCGGACACACAAUGGAGGACAGACUGUACACGAUUUGCAACAAGAAGUGAAGCAUCUGAAAAGCAAAGUGGAAGAGCUGGAGGGAGAGAAGAGUCAGUAUGAGAGGAAGCUAAGAGCCACCAAGCUCUCCAUCUCUUACUCUCUCCAUGUGUGUUACCAGUCGCUCAUGACCCAGCUGUCCAGCCUCAAGCUGACUGUGGAGCACACACAGCUGGAGAAGCAGCACUGGGAGGAGCGCUGGCGGAGCGCACAGGCAGAAAUCUCAGAUCUGCAGCAGACCCUGGCCUCCAAAGAUGCUGAGAUCGAGUGCCUGCAGACCCAGCUGCUGGCCAGAGGAGGCUCAGCCAAUGACAACGCAGAGCGAGAGGAGGUGUAUAUCAAGCAGCUCAUUAACAAAUACCAUGAAUACCAAAGGCUGAAGGUGGGGAUGGAGUCUUUGUUAGCGUCAAAUGAUGAAAAGGAUCGUCGUAUAGAAGAGUUGACCAUGCUGCUCAGUCAGUACAGAAAGAUGAGGGAGGUCAUGGCGCUGACGCAGGGGAGCAGUGAGGAGGAGCUGAGCGGUAGUUUAAAACUCCGAGCCAUCACCAACAAAGCUCACUCUGACAUCCUCAGGUCGGAGAUGUCGUCCAGAGGAUCUUCACCGCUUAUGUUAUCCUCAUCGCCAUACCAGAGAGACUUGGAGUCUAGUAUCCAGAACUCCAUGGACACAUCACUGGUCUCCACUGGGGAUAUGAGCUUCUUUAAUGGAGUGUGGCCUCAGCGCCGUUUACUGUCCAGCAGCCUGGAGGAGCUGCAGAGUGGAUCCUUACAGAAGGCUGUAGAGAUCCAACCUGUUGAAACUGAAACAGACGUAGGGGCAGAGAAUCGACUCACAGAGCUGAACAAGUACCAGACUCUGCCCGGAAAACUGAGUAAAAAGAGCCAGUUGAAUGGCAACGGAGAAGACGAUGGAGAAUAUUUAUCCCCCAUCCGAUUGUCUCCGGUCCACACCACUGACCAGGACUACAGUCUGAUUCGCUGCAGGAGUGCCUCUGCUCCAGCUUUAGGAUCUCCUGGAAAACAUGACCUCUAUGAUGUUGGGCGUCCAGAGAAGCUUGAGGAGUGCAUCCUGUCAGACCAGUCCCCUCUGUCCUCGGGGGUGGACUCUGGACAACAGUCCCCCGUAUCGCCAGAGAACCGGAAAAGUCACAGAGGCAUUAAGAAGCUGUGGGGGAAGAUCCGUCGUAGUCAGUCAGGAAGCCCGGUCCAAGUUCAUGACUCAGACCUGGGGGAGUUUAAGAGGGGGGGCUUCAGAGCUACAGCAGGACCACGUCUGGCCCGAUCAGGGAACACUCGAGACCUGAAGGUGCCUUUUUCCAAGUGGAACACAGAGCAGGUGUGUGAUUGGCUGGAGGACAUCGGACUGGGACAGUACGGCAUCCUCGCUCGUCCCUGGGUCACCAGCGGUCAGACGCUACUGUCAGCAAACACACAAGACCUGGAGAAGGAACUUGCAAUUAAGAAUCCACUCCACAGGAAGAAGCUCCAGUUAGCCAUUAAGACAUUUAGCAGCAAACUCCGGGAGAAAUCUGCAGAACUGGAUCACAUCUGGGUCACUCGUUGGCUCGACGACAUUGGUCUUCCUCAGUACAAAGACCAGUUUAAUGAAGGACGAGUGGACGGACAGAUGCUGCAGUACCUCACUGUGAAUGACCUGUUGUUCCUCAAAGUGACCAGUCAGCUGCAUCACCUCAGCAUCAAAUGCGCCAUUCACGUCCUGCAUGUCAACAAGUUCAACGCCAACUGCCUCAAACGAAGGCCCAGCAACGAGAACCAGUUCACGCCCAGUGAAGUGGUCCAGUGGUCCAACCACCGAGUCAUGGAGUGGCUCCGGUCUGUGGAUCUGGCAGAGUACGCACCAAACUUGAGGGGCAGUGGGGUCCACGGGGGCCUCAUAAUGCUGGAGCCUCGGUUUAACUCAGACACCUUAGCCAUGCUGCUGAACAUCCCUCCUCAGAAAACGCUGCUUCGACGCCAUUUAACCACCAACUUCCACAGCCUGGUGGGAGGACAGGCCCAGCAGGAGAAGAGGGAGUACACAGAGGCACCCAGUUACAGCCCACUCAGCAUCACCGCUAAAGUCAAGCCGAAGAAGUUGGGUUUCUCCAACUUGACUCACCUCAGGCGGAGACGACCCGACGACUCCACCGACUACGUCUGUCCCAUCGAGUCGUCGUCCGGACAGUCGGCGCUCAACGGCGUGCAGGUGCGUCCGUACGCCGGCUUCAGAGGCCUGAGCCCGAUCCUGGACCGAGAGCCGGACCGCCCCAGGGACCAGGUGGGGCUGGAUGACAGCAGAUCUGAUCCAUCACCAUGACAACAGCUGUGACAAGAACAUGGCCACGCUAUUAAUGCCAGAACCAUGGACGACUAUGUCACGCUUUCCAUCCACCAAUCAGCUGUCACCACAACUACUGCUCUGCUUCCUCUGCUUGCGGCCCCUCCCCCUCCCCCUCCCUGCUCCUUUAAACCCCGCCCACCAGCCUGCCCCUGUGCCUUACCAGUGAAGAGUUUUCAGAGACGCCACACAAACUGAAGGCCGCUCUGAGACUUCAUGUUCAGCCAGAUGCCUCACUAACCCAACCUCAGCCUUGAGCCUGUGCCAUGAUCUAACUCAUCAUGAGAGAACGCAGCCUCUCUCAGGACUCCACCUCCUGUGACAUCACUUCCUGUAGUCCAUACAAAGACACUACCCUUUGUACAGUAUUAAGCCAUUUUUCUAAUACUCAUGCAUCACCAUUAGACGAUUUCCUUCUUGUGUGUGUGAGUUAGUCGUCAUUUUUUUACAACUUUCAGACCGGGUUUCACCAACAAGGGUCAUUUUAAUCCAGAGGUGUCAAAGUCAUUUUAGUUCAGGUUCCACAUUCAGCCCAAUAUGACCUGAAGUGGACCGGACCAG